Alternaria hordeiaustralica is the source of this 951-nucleotide messenger RNA. RefSeq lists its product as uncharacterized. The record is from RefSeq and is a predicted model, not a curated record. The coding region runs from base 1 to 951 and encodes 316 amino acids. Lineage: Eukaryota; Fungi; Ascomycota; Dothideomycetes; Pleosporales; Pleosporaceae. The transcript has 3 exons.
AUGGCUGGUGCUCAAGAAAUCGCCAUCGUGACGGCCUCCGAUGCCAGCGCUAUCGCAGCUACGUUAACGGUUCGACCCCCUGCAACGACUACGCCAACGAGUCUUAUCAGCAUCGAGACGCUCACCACGGCCAGUGACGGACACGAAGCUGGAGAUAUUGUGUAUCACAUCCCCGAAGAAACAGCCGACCGCAUUCAAGACUUCCUGGGAAUGACCGGUCUUCAAGAGACUCAGCAGAUCUGCCAAGGCCAGAACCUGAAGCGCGCUGAUCCUACUGAGGAGUGCAUUGAACGUAUCUUACGGCAUGCCAUGGACCUUGCGGACACCGGUCCGGACAACCUCAUGGCUUUAGCGCAGGCAAACAUCCCCAUUGAACCGGCCGCGGGUCAAGCUAUCGGGUUCCCGAUCCCUAGCAUCUCUAUUGGUGAUUCGAUCGCGAUCGUUCGAGUUUAUCGCCAGGUCUUCAGUGCGACGGGACAAACUCCAGAAGCUGAUCAAAACUGGGACCCAUUCGCUCUAGCUAAUAGUGCACUCGGUCUUACGAUCGCUGCCCACGCAGCCAUGCUCGUUGGUCAAACCCUAGUCGACAUAUUCCUUAGCAAGAGCGACAUCAUUACCGACCUCAAAGAGGAAGAUCUGAUGUGUGCUAAGGAUCUCAUUUGCACAAUGGAAGACUGCCAGGGCCAAAGAGAGGUGACAGAUCCCUUCACUAGAAUGAUUAGUUCGGAGAUUCCUACGACACCAACAUGUCUCACGCCCAGGCAUCUCGGUUGCAGAUGCGAAGUCGUCAACUAUCCGUACGUCUAUGAAGUACCCAAAGGAUACAUGGAUGCGCAAUAUGCAUGGCUCGAAGAGCUCAUCAAAUUAGCCGACAACCCGGUAUCUGAGGCCUCGGAAUGUAAAAACAACACACAAGAAUAUGACGACCCCAGAGCCAACUUCAAACGGUGA